This is a messenger RNA of Papaver somniferum (opium poppy), 432 nucleotides long. RefSeq lists its product as uncharacterized. Bases 1 to 432 code for a protein of 143 amino acids. The record is from RefSeq and is a predicted model, not a curated record. The transcript has a single exon. Lineage: Eukaryota; Viridiplantae; Streptophyta; Magnoliopsida; Ranunculales; Papaveraceae.
AUGAAGACUCACCAACAACAUCUCACUUCAACUCUGUCUCUUCUCAAGGAACACUCUCUUUGUGCCAAGUUAAGUAAAUGCUAUUUUGGACAGUCACAAAUUGAGUACCUGGGUCACAUCAUAAAUGGGGAAGGAGUAGUUGCAGACCCUGAGAAAAUCUCUUGUAUGAAGAAUUGGACUACACCAAAGACUACCAAGGAAUUGAGAGGGUUCUUGGGCCUUACAGGGUAUUACAGGAAGUUUGUAAAGGGGUAUGGAAUAAUUUAUAAGCCUCUAACUGACUUGCUUAAGAAGAAUAACUUCCUAUGGAAUGAAGCAGCCCUACUGUCAUUUGAACAACUGAAAGAAGCUAUGAUAACCACUCAUGUGCUUGUAUUACCAGAUUUCUCAAAGUCAUUUGAGUUGUCCACUGAUGCUUGUGACAAAGGGUAG